AUGGAGGAGUCAGUCCACCACGGUAAAGCCGUGCCAGUGGUCGACAUUCUAUUCCUCGGUAGUCCUGGUAUCGGAAAGGCUACCUUUUUGUCCCAGCUACAACACCUCCGUAACGGGAAGCUCGAUGUCUCUGCUCCCAAAGAUCGCGUCUUCGCACCUGAAACGCCACUGUCGUUCGACGUGACCCUCUUCGCCCGUCCCUACCAGGUCCACGUUUACACUUCCACCUCGACACUCUUUAUUGAUCCAUUUCCAGACGAGCCAAACUUCACCAUCAUUGCCUUCUCGAUCUCCUCCCGCGAGUCUUUGCACAAUGCCCAGUUUUACUGGCGGAAGCAGUUGUCCAUGCACUACCAUGACCAAGAGCACAAUAUGCCUGUCAUGCUGUUGGGGUUGAAGAGAGACGAGCGAACGGACAACAGGCUCGACGACGGAUCGUUCGAGUGUGUCAUGCCUCAAGAGGCAUACCGCGUGGCACAGGAGAUGCGGUGUGACAGGUAUGCCGAGUGCAGUGCUGUCACUGGCGAGCUCUUAUGGGAAGUCCUUGAAGAUAUUACCCGGACUGCUGCAAAGACUACAACCGACGCAGGCGGACUCAGUCAAGUCAACACUUGCUGUUUAAUGUGA
Molecule: messenger RNA, 627 nt
Organism: Exophiala aquamarina CBS 119918
Lineage: Eukaryota; Fungi; Ascomycota; Eurotiomycetes; Chaetothyriales; Herpotrichiellaceae
Exons: 2
Coding region: 1-627 (208 amino acids)
Biological process (GO): small GTPase-mediated signal transduction
Molecular function (GO): GTP binding; GTPase activity
Source: RefSeq, a predicted model, not a curated record